AUGGCGCCGCAAGAAGUUCUUGAAAUUAAAAAGGAUCCGCUGAACGAGCGAGCCCCGCGCGGUCUACGUACAGCAUUCGGUUGGUGCAUUGCCGGCCCGAUUUCAUCCGUCGCCAACGCACAACUGAAGUGCAACUCUCUUUCAUUGACUCCGCCAGCAGACGAAGAUCUUGCCAACGUAAUCAACCGCUUUUUACUCCUCGAGACCUACGAAGCAAAAGCAGAUGUGAAGGCGCCAGUUGGCAAAGAAGAGUUGCGAGCCAUCAAGAUAUUGAAGGAGACGACCAGAUUCCUGGGCGACCGGUAUGAAUCGGGACUUCUCUGGAAAAAUGAAGACCCGAAUCUCCCCGACAACAGUGAGUCCAUCUUGGCCCGUUUCUUCAAGCUGGAGCGACGACUCAUCCUAGACGAGAAUUUGGGAAAGCGAUAUUCCGCCGCAAUCAACGAGUAUAUCAGCCUCGGCCACGCAAGAAAACUUUCAGCAGAAGAGGUGAAGAUACGACCAGCUGGUCGUACUUGGUUCAUCCCCCACCACCCGGUGAUAAAUCCGAAAAAACCGGAGAAGUGCCGCCCAGUUUUUGAUGCAUCCGCAUUCUACAAAGGAGCAUCGCUGAAUUCUGUGUUGCUGAAAGGCCUGGAUUUGCUGACCAAUUUGAUUGGUGUAUUGCUCCGUUUUCGACAACAUCUGGUGGCGCUGAGCGCCGAUAUCGUCAAGAUGUUUCACCAGGUAAAGGUCCGACCACAAGACGGGCCGGCCCUUCGUUUUUAUUACCGUAAUCCAGGUGCGCAAGAGCCCCCCUCCGUGUAUCAAAUGAACGUCCAACCAUUUGGAGCGAUUUGUUCACGAACAAUCUGCGCCCAUGUCCUUCGCCAAGCUGCUGAAGACGGCGGAGAUGACGGGCCCGAAGUUACAAAACUAAUCGUCGACCAUUUCUACGUGGACAACUGGUUGACAUCAUUCCCGACCGCUGAUGAAGCGUUGCAGUAUGCAAAAAAGGUGACCAGCGUGCUGCGGAGAGGUGGAUUCGAGCUCGCUCAAUGGGGAUCUUCAAGCUCGACAGUUUUAAUGUCGCUUCCGGGCCAGCCCGUGUCAUCCAUCGACUUGGCUCUACAAGGUUUGCCAGUCGAACGUACUCUUGGUUUAUCGCUGGAUUACGGCAGCGACUCAUUUGUGAUCAGUGCCUGCAUCAAAACGGACGGUGCGACGAAAAGGGAGAUUCUACGAGAAACGGCAAGUGUCUACGAUCCAUUCGGUUUCCUGUCACCCGUUGUGCUCCACGCAAAACUCAUCCUGCAAGCUGUAUGCAGAAAAUCCGUCAGCUGGGACGAGUCAUUGGAUCCAACAACGGUGGAAGAAUGGAGAAAGUGGGCUACUUCUCUUUCAGAUCUGAAUCCACUUUUUAUUCCGCGCUGUUUCAACCCGGAGUCGGCGCGAUCAAGAGGAGUUGGACUCCAUGUAUUUGCGGAUGCUUCCGAGUCCGCGUUUGGGGCCAUCGCGUAUUUCCGCUUCGAUCAUCCGGAAGGAGUAAAGAUGGCCUUCAUCAUGGCGAAAACAAGAGUGGCGCCGGUCAAAUACGUCUCGAUUCCGCGUCUCGAAUUAUGCGCCGCCCUUCUAGCCGCCCGUCUCGCAGCAUCCAUCAAGGUCAAAAUCCGCCAAAAAAUCGACCAAAUAACUUUCUGGUCGGAUUCGACCACUGUCCUAAGAUGGAUUAAUUCCUCCCACUACCGUUUUCAUAUUUAUGUUGGAAACAGAAUCGGAGAGAUCCUGGAACUCUCCGACGCUCAUCAAUGGCGCUACGUCCCUACCGCCCAAAAUCCAGCCGACGAUGUCAGCCGUGGUAUCGCAGCCGCUGAAUUUUCGACCAAUCAUCGAUUCUACAAAGGACCGUCCUUCCUCUAUAAUCCACCCGAGAGCUGGCCGUCCUUCCCGGAUUUGAAAAAUGGAAUCAACGAAGCGGAUGAUCCUGAAAUCCGCUGUACGAGAUGGGUCGGCGCAACGCUCCGAGUACACGAUGCCAUCGACGAUCUGACCAUCAACACGUCUCGUUAUCCGUUCCUGAUUGGCGUCGUCGGAUUCGUCAAGCGAUUUGUCAGCAACGCCCGAAAGGACAAAUCUCACCGCAAUUUCGACAAAUUAUCAGAGACGGAGAUUGUCCUUGCCGAAUCUGAAUUAUUCCGGCGCGCUCAACUUUCUGCCUUCCCCGACGACUUCGAAAAUUUAAAGGACGGAAAAGUAUUGGAGGCGAGUUCCAGCCUCAUCACUUUAUCGCCCUUCAUCGACCAGAUUGGAGUUCUACGCGUAGGUGGUAGGAUAGAAAAUGCGCCAGUGCCGCCCGAAACCCGCCACCCAAUUAUUCUUAAGCUGCUGAUCUACAGUCAACAUCUAGAGCUCGUCCACUCUACUCCGGAGAGAACAUUUCAUGAAGUUCGCAAACUUUACUGGAUCCAAGGCGGAAGAAAAACGGUGAGAAGAAUUCUCAAUAAGUGCUUCAAAUGCAAGCGACUCAACGCCAAAGCCUUGUGCCCGAUGAUGUCUGCUCUUCCCGGUUACCGCCUGAAGCCUUUCUACCCCGCCUUCACACACACCGGAGUGGAUUUUUUCGGCCCGUUCAACGUCAUCAUUUUUCGCCGCAAGGUGAAACGCUGGGCCUGUUUGUUCACGUGCAUGUCUUCCCGGGCCGUACAUUUGGAAAUGGCUUAUGCGCUCGACACCUCAUCAUUCAUCAACUGCAUCAGCCGCUUCGAAGACCGACGCACGACCCCCACGCAUUACCACAGUGAUAACGGCACCAACUUCGUCGGAGCCGUUCGUGAGUUUUCGGAGUGUCUCCAGCGGAUGGAUCAGCUAACUGUACUCGACGGAGUGAAAAGAAGAAACGUGACCUGGAGCUUCAACCCCCCCGCAGCGCCACACUUCGGUGGAGCCUGGGAACGGCUCGUCCAGUCGUCAAAACGCGCUCUUCAAUUCAUCUUAAACGAGCAAACGCUGACGGACGACAUUCUUUCAACUGCGCUCGUCCAAGUGGAAAAGCUCCUGGACGGCCGUCCUCUCACUUAUGUGAGCGUCAAUCCGGCAGAUCCCGAACCAAUCACGCCGAAUCAUCUUCUUCUCGGCCAUGAAAACCCCUACAUUCCAUUCGACCUUUUCGACGCCAGCGAUAUGACGACCAAACGCAAAUAUCGUACCGCCCAGUACCUCACCGAUUGUUUUUGGAGACGCUGGUUGAGGGAAUAUUUGCCCGGCCUUGCUAAACGAAAAAAGUGGCUGUACGGUCAAAAAAACCUCAACAUCGGCGAUAUCGUUAUCGUCAUUGAGCCCGACACACCCCGUGGGAAAUGGCCCAUCGCUCGAGUCGUCGAGGUCUUCACCGGUCCAGACGGAGUCGUCAGAUCUGCAAUCGUCCGCCUCCGGUCGUCCACCAACACCACCGAACUACACCGUCCAGCUGUGAAGCUCUGCCUGCUGGAGUCGUGGGAUGCGGAGGAUGCGUCCGCUUUCGAACGCAGGGCCGGCGAUGUUCCGGAUCCCGCACUACCCCAAUAG
Daphnia pulicaria is the source of this 3543-nucleotide messenger RNA. RefSeq lists its product as uncharacterized. Gene Ontology annotation, molecular function: nucleic acid binding. The record is from RefSeq and is a predicted model, not a curated record. Lineage: Eukaryota; Metazoa; Arthropoda; Branchiopoda; Diplostraca; Daphniidae. Bases 1 to 3543 code for a protein of 1180 amino acids. Gene Ontology annotation, biological process: DNA integration. The transcript has a single exon.